This is a messenger RNA of Laccaria bicolor S238N-H82, 1431 nucleotides long. RefSeq lists its product as uncharacterized. The transcript has 6 exons. Gene Ontology annotation, molecular function: poly(A)-specific ribonuclease activity. Bases 1 to 1431 code for a protein of 476 amino acids. The record is from RefSeq and is a predicted model, not a curated record. Lineage: Eukaryota; Fungi; Basidiomycota; Agaricomycetes; Agaricales; Hydnangiaceae.
AUGCCGUUUCAACACACUCCAGAGACGUUGGCCCUUUCAGAGGCGCGCAAGGCCAAGAAACUUAGCAAGAAACUCAUUCAAUCCAAUGAACCACGACCGCUCCCAGAAAUUACCGUCCCCCGACCUUGGCUUACUUUGCACACCUCGGAGACGAAUCACUGUCUACCCAUUAGAGUAUUGACCUGGAAUCUCCUUGCACAAUGUUUAGUUCGGCGUCAAUUAUUUCCAGCUAGCGACUGUUUGAAAGCUGGCCAACGAGAGCCAGUGCUCCACCGUGAAAUUCUUAGCCAUAACGCCGAUAUUCUUUGCCUACAGGAAGUCGAUCGAUUAGAGCAACUCCUACCUGUUCUCCAAAAAGCUGGAUACAGCCAUCACUUUGGAUCUGGUCCAGGAAAGCUCCAUGGCUCCAUAAUAGCUUAUAAGGCGCAACGUUUCUCUCUGGUUGCAGAAAAGGUUGUUUAUUACGAUGAAGAACGAGUUCGCACAGAUGGAAGUGAACUCGGCCAGCGCGGUGUAAGUUUCAAAACCAGGAACAUUGGCAUGAUAGUAGCGCUCGAAGCGAACAACAAUCAAAGUGAUAGUCUCGUCGUCGCCACGACACAUCUUUUUUGGCAUCCAAAGUACGUUAUCCCUCUCCAUAGACUACCUGCGAUUGAAAUAGGUUUAGAUAUACCUAUGAAAGGGCCAGGCAGGGAUUUCGGGUCUCCUUAUAAAUAUUGUUGCCGAUUCAAUCUUACUAGGCAGGCAGCGCUCCUGAUACGCGAGGUUUCCCGUUUCAAGGUUGACCAUGCAGUCGAAGAAUGGCCAUGCAUUGUUGCUGGAGACUUCAACUUCCCACCAGACGAUCCGGCGUACUCGCUAUUAAGCGGAGACGAGUUACUCGCCGAACAACAAGCCAAACUCUCCGCUUCCUACGUUGUCCACUCAACAGUGGGUCCCAAUGUCUUGCUCAAUACUGAGAAACAAGUUGUAGACGAUCAAGAGGGCGGGGAUGCCGAUGAUCCUGACGUCGACAUUGUCAAUGCACGGAAUGCUAUCCCGGCUGAUGGAUUGCUUUCAAUUCCAGAACUGGUUACUCUUUGCUCUAGUCAACCCCGUGUACGAAGCUCGUACGAUAUUGGACUUGCCGAUUAUCUUUCAAGGAACUUUUUCAUUACCACAUAUGGGGACAGAGUCCAGAUUCCGCCAGGAAGACACGGCUCACACGAGCCAGAAUAUACCAGCUACGCACAUUACUGGAAAACUGUUCUUGAUUAUGUAUUCGUUUUGGAUCCACCCGGGCGGUACUGUCGAGUCACUGGCCUCCUUUCCCCAUUCCAAGCAGCCGACCUUGAGCCUGGCCUCCCACAGCGACGUGUGUCCGGCAGCGAUCAUGUAUCCCUUGUUGCCGAACUGGUCUGGCCACAGAUACACCAUAUCAAUGACCCUUGA